This is a messenger RNA of Zea mays, 1259 nucleotides long. RefSeq lists its product as uncharacterized. NCBI's taxonomy places the organism in Eukaryota, Viridiplantae, Streptophyta, Magnoliopsida, Poales, Poaceae. The transcript is spliced from 3 exons. The coding region runs from base 413 to 1066 and encodes 217 amino acids. The record is from RefSeq and is a predicted model, not a curated record.
CCCUGCACACACGCCACCACCUGGUCCUAGCGCUCGGCCCUGUGCUCUCUGCGCCAAUGGCUGCAGCCGGCCAGUGGGAAUUGCCGCCCAAUCCCAGCCAAUGGAAUUCCAGCGAUACCUCGUUAAAUCAACCGAGCAGCCGCUCCUCCCCCUGUCUUCUUCCCCAGCCGGCGUUCUUCCUUCCUGGCGUUUUCCUCCUCUCUGAUUCGCGCAGGAGCAAGGGAGCUCCCAUGGCUACCUCCCUGGCGCCCUCUCCACCCAGCACGCAGAAGCUUCCAGGGAGCCGUCGCUCGCCUCUACAGCUCCCUCCGGCGUCGGCUCUCCAACAGGCUUCCCUGCCUUCCUCUCUUUCGAGCCCCCCUGGUUUUCGUCUGUAAGCUUGCCGGCAGCCAUCUUCCCCAAGUGCUGGCGUAUGGGAGCCAUGUCCCCUCUGUCCAGAAAAUGCAGAGCUCGAGCACACCUCUCUACUCCCAUCCAUGGUGCCCCAAAUCUCCAGCCGGAGCUCCGAAGGCCGCCUCCCUGGUGCACCUCGCCAGUAGCAGGGAUCCUUUCCCUCUCCCAUGGCGCGCAAGCCGCGAGCUCCCCCACGUGCGUUCCCUUCCCCAGGCGCAGGCGUAGAAAGCUCUCAUCCACGCAGUCCAGCUCCAGGCCAGAUCCAAUUCGCCCAACCCCUGCUCGCCCAGAGCUCCUUCGCUCCAAAUCCGGCCAUCCCCGCCUGGCCGUGGAGUUCCUCGAGCAGCCCCACCUGGCCGCCAUCCUCCCCAGCGCUCUCGCCUGCUCGACAGAAUGCCACAGCGUGAAGCAGCCAUGGAUCCUCCCUGUGUCGCGCCCUCGGCGUGCGACGUAUUGCAGCAGCAGCGAUGCCCUUCGCUGCGACGCGCUCGCCAGGUCGGUCCACUCGCCGUCGAUCUGCGCAGCCCCUGCACGUCGUCGUCGAAACCCGCGCCCUCCGUCGAUGUCACGCCUCGUGCUAUGCCUAUGCAACGCAAUGCUAGCCGGUGGACAACACAUGCGACUCACUGAUCCGGCCAGGUUGCUUUUGUUUCAUUUACGAUUUAGUCGAUGACGUGAAUAUGUGCGUGAAAAUAUAAUUGUAUGAAUGGACGCGAGUAGAAAGAAAAUGAAGUAGAAAAGAACUCGGAUGUUUUUAUAUUUUUAUUUUGAUUGGAAAAUAUGUGAUGCGUUGUUUAAUACGAAAACUAAGUUACAAAAUGUGGAUUAUGUUUUGGGAAAUGCAUCGAUAUGUGUUUAUGUGAAAA